UUACCCAGAAAACACUGCGCUGUCGGCUUCAGUGGGUUAGAGUUGGCUGUUGUAUCUGUUCUACUACUCAUCUUGGUUAAGAUGUUGUCAUACAUUUAGCUCAGUUAUUCUGAAAUGCGUUGCUAUCAGCACAUAUAAAGCAUUCAAGUUCUCCGUCAGUCGUUCUUUCUACCGUGGUGUGUGUAUGAGCGGCGUUGCCGACAAGAGAAAUCCCGUGCUGGAUUGUUGCGGAGGGCUGAAUAACGUGGAUUACAGUAAGGUACACGAGUGGACAUGUCAGUAAUGGAGGAUGUUCUGAAGCACAUAGAUGUCUAUGACCCCAGGUUCUGUGUUGCUGUCAUCGCCAUCAUCUUCAACCCUUUCUUCUGGAAUGUGGUGGCGCGUUGGGAGCAUCGUACGAGAGGUUUGACCAGACUGUUUGGGGGUCCCUAUCUGGCCUGCUACUGCCUAGGCACCCUCAUCAUCCUCCUCAAUGUCUACCGCAGCCACAGUAUGACAGUGGCGAUGAAGGCCCAGGCGAGGUGGGAGGUGAUGGCCAACCCAGAGGUGUUCUACGCGGGGGCAGCUCUCAUGGCCCUGGGCUCUGUCUUGGUGGUCACCAGCUUCCUGGCUCUCGGAUUCACCGGGACCUUCCUGGGUGACUAUUUUGGGAUCCUGAUGGAAGAGAAAGUGAAAGGUUUCCCCUUCAAUGUAACUGAGAACCCUAUGUACUGGGGCAGCACUGCCAACUAUCUGGGACUCGCAUUCAUGAAUGCCAGUCCGGUGGGGUUGGUGCUGACAGCAGUGGUUGCCAUAUCAUACCAAGUGGCCAUCAUUUUUGAGGGACCUUUCACCGAGGAUAUCUAUCGACAGAGAGCACAGUGCUGCAAGCACAAAUAAAGAGGAAGGAUGAACUGUGUUUGUCCGAGGAUCAUACCUACAGAUCAGAGACUACCAGACUGACUACCAGGCCACACACCACGUCAGCCUGCUACACAGAGCACGAGAGGUGGGCUAGAGAGAGAGAGAGAGAGAAAGGAUGGAGGGUGUUUUUGUAUUCUGGCUAAGAUCAAGUACACAGUCUUCCUCCUGGCCCAAUUCCAAGAUAUUCUACUUCUCUUUAUAAAGACUUUGAUCCCUGCUUGCAGUAUUUGAAUAGCAAGUCUUAACAAUGCAAGGGCUGGAUCAAUCGUUUUCAGCUUUUAAAUUGAAUGCUCUGUAGUUUUCAUAUUUCAUACUAUUUAGUCGUGUAGUUUUUAUCUCAAAAGCCAAUGACAAUCAUUCCAUAAUAUCUUCUGCAUGGCUAUGUUUGCAGAGUCCCAUGUAUCUUAAUGAAACUGUAAAUACAGAUCUGAUCCCAUAACUACC
Messenger RNA from Oncorhynchus masou masou (cherry salmon), 1347 nucleotides. It is a transcript of the gene pemt, whose product is annotated as phosphatidylethanolamine N-methyltransferase. Lineage: Eukaryota; Metazoa; Chordata; Actinopteri; Salmoniformes; Salmonidae. Gene Ontology annotation, biological process: phosphatidylcholine biosynthetic process. The record is from RefSeq and is a predicted model, not a curated record. Gene Ontology annotation, molecular function: phosphatidylethanolamine N-methyltransferase activity. The transcript has 7 exons. The coding region runs from base 274 to 879 and encodes 201 amino acids.